GGAUGGAAAAUUCUCCUCCUGCUCACUCAGAUCUCAGCCCAGUACUCACAGCCCUACCCCUCUGUCCUCAGUAUUGUUCUGCUCCUAUCCCAGCUGUUAGACACAAUGAUAGACCUGAGGACUUUGUUUUUCACCAUUAUUCUGGUACCGUGGAUGCUCUCUUCUGCAGCAAGAAAUGGAUACAUGGAAGCAAGGAAACCUAAGAAAGAGGUUGUGACCAUCCCAGACUAUGACACCGCUGGAGACUCAGAUACAAGCCCAGCAGCAGCUCCGAAAGAUGAGGGUGAGCUGCCCACGUGCCUACUGUGUGUGUGUCUGACUGGGUCAGUAUACUGUGAGGAGGUCUCCCCUGAGAUGACAGCAGUUCCAUCCCUGCCCAAGGAAACUGCCUAUCUCUACGCACGCUACAACAAAAUCACAAAAAUCACCAACAAAGACUUUGCAGACAUUGCAACUUUGAGAAGAAUCGAUCUGACUGGGAACCUCAUCUCUGAGAUAGAAGACGGCGCUUUCUCAAAGCUUGCCCUCCUUGAAGAGCUCAAUCUCUCAGAGAACAAGCUGGCCAAACUACCCAUGUUACCUGCCAAACUCAUAUCCUUCAAUGCCAAUUACAACCAGCUUAAAACCAAGGGUAUAAAGUCAACCGCUUUUAAGAAACUCACCAAGAUGGCGUACCUCUACCUUGGCAAUAACGAGCUGGAGGCGAUACCACAACUUCCAGAGAGUCUCCACAUUGUGCACCUAUAUAACAAUAAGAUCACCACGCUAUCAGAUGAGACCUUCUGCCAAGGCAACAACACUCAGUACAUCAGAGCCAACAUGGAGGAGGUGAGACUGGAUGGCAACCCUCUGAUGCUGGCCAAGCAUCCCAACAGUUUUGUUUGCCUCAGGGCUCUGCCCAUUGGACCGUACCACUGAACCAGUGGGAUAGUCUAGGGAGGACCACAAUACUACAGUGAGGGGUUCCCUUGUGAAAAGGGCCAACUAAUGUAAUACACAAGUCAAUAGACCAUAGCACAGCAGUGGCAUGUAAUAUGAGAAGUGUGUACUGGUAUGUUACAAUAUACAGCAGAGCUAUGUAAUAUGAGAAAUGUGUUUGUUUUGUAAGUUACAAUUGAAUGUCUCUUAGGUCAAUCUUACCAACCAUGAUUGGCUAAAUUGGUGCCCUCUUAAGUAGGGCAGGAGUUCUCUUACACAACAUAACUAUAUGCACAAUACUCUUUUGACCAUUUUUUAUCAAUGUUUUAUAUUUCCAAUAGCACAUCUGGAAAUCGCAUCAGUUGCAUUCAUCUACUUUUCAAGUAAUAAUUGCUAAUAAAUGUACAUAAAGUCUAACUACAAUUUGCUAACAUUUGAAACCGUUUACCUAUAUUUUAAAUGGGUAUAACAUGUAAUUUGCCGUAAAUGUUUAUAUUCAUUUAUCAGAAUAAAAACAAUAUAAAAUGAUUCAAACGACACUGCGAUGCCUCCACUGAGUAAUGUAACUUUUAUUAGACAAAUACCACAUUGUCACAUUUGGCUCUGAAAAAUGUUUCAACCAAGCUCAGUAUCACAAAGAGUACAUAAAUAAACAUUUUUUCCCAUA
Messenger RNA from Salvelinus namaycush (lake trout), 1585 nucleotides. RefSeq names its product osteoglycin, paralog b (gene ognb). The record is from RefSeq and is a predicted model, not a curated record. Bases 106 to 918 code for a protein of 270 amino acids. Lineage: Eukaryota; Metazoa; Chordata; Actinopteri; Salmoniformes; Salmonidae. The transcript is spliced from 6 exons. Gene Ontology annotation, molecular function: protein binding.